Molecule: messenger RNA, 1683 nt
Organism: Tetrahymena thermophila SB210
Lineage: Eukaryota; Ciliophora; Oligohymenophorea; Hymenostomatida; Tetrahymenidae
Product: histidine phosphatase family (branch 2) protein
Exons: 2
Biological process (GO): dephosphorylation
Molecular function (GO): phosphatase activity
Source: RefSeq, a predicted model, not a curated record
UUUUUUGAUGAGUUGAGACUUGAUUAUAAAUUAAUAUCUUAGGUGGUGAUAGUGUUGUUGUAUUUUUUUACAAUUUUUUUAAGAUAAAAGAUAGUUUCGCUAUCAGUAAAAAAAUUAAAUUCUUAAAUUUUAUUUUAAAGUAAAAUUAACAAUUCACAAAUGAAAAUUUAAGCGAUUUAUAACUUUUUAUUGUUAAUAUCUCUCCUUUAAGAAAUAGUUUUGAGCUAAGAUAAGCUGCUUCUAGUAAUAGAGCACUUUAGACAUGGCGCAAGAGGUCCUCUAAAAAACUCUUAUGACUAUUAAUAGUAAACAUAUAUGGCAGGUGAAUUAACAGACGUAGGAAUUUUCUAAUAGUAUUAGUUAGGAUCUCAAAUUAGAGCAGAAUACGUUUAAAACAGAAAAUUCCUUAGACCCUACUUUAACCAUACAGAAAUAUUAGUCUAUUCAACAGAUGUUAACAGAACAAUAAUGAGUUCUUAUGCCCAUCUUACAGCUCUUUACCCACCAGGUACUGGCUAUAAUAUUAGUGUUACAAACUAAACUCUACUUCAGACUCCUUAUUAAAACGCUAUAUUUUACCCUGUUGAUGGAGGAUAUGCAUUACCUUAUGGAAUGUCUGUAUUUCCAGUCCAUACUCUCCCUUAGUAAGGAUCGAUUUUACCUCUAUAUUGCCCUAACUAUAAUAAACUAAUGUAAUCAAAUAUUAAUAAGUAUGGCGACUUUAUUAGUAAUUUAAAUGCUGAAUGCAACGAUUUGUAUCAAUAAAUUUCUGAUAUGAUUAAUGAGCCUAUCAACAACUUAUAAGAUUUGAUGAAUUUCGAAGAUGUUAUGACUGCUGAUAUAUAUUAAUAAAGAAAACUUCCACCAUAGCUUACCUACGAUUAGAUUAACAAAAUAAACAUAUUGAGAGCUAUUUCAUGGUUCGUUUACCAAACAGGACCAGUUGCUAAAGCAUUGGCCUCAAAUGGAUUUAAUUUUAUAAUCCAAUAAUUUUAAAAUAAGAUAAACAAUAACUCUACACUUAAAUAUAUAGUCUUAUCAGGACAUGAUAGCACUCUUAGUAGAUAAAUAUUACAGCUCAAUAUGUCAAAUCAUGAAUGUUAAUGGUAAAAAUACCAAAAUAAGCCAAGUACAUCAUUAAAUUGUGUAGAUAGUCCAAGAUUUGCAUCUACUAUCAUAUACGAGCUUUACUAAUCAGCAGCUGACCCUACUUAGUACUAUGUGAUGGUAAAAUAUAAUAAUUAAUAUGUCUUUCUUUGUGAGUAAUAAUCAACUAAAUGUGAGCUCUAAGAAUUUAUUUCAAGAUUAUAAUUUAGCUCAGGGGUUUACGAAGAUCUUUGCGGUAUAGUAAGCGAUAAAAGUGUUAUAGACGAUAGGGAAACUCUAAUUUAAUUUUUAGCAAUAAUUACAGUAGUAUUAGCUAUAGUAACUGCUCUGCUUGGUUAUAGUCUAUAUAAAAUGAAAUAGCAAUCUAAAUCAUAGAUAUAGUAUUUACAAGAGCACUAGCUUUAAUCCCCACUUUAUAACUAAUCAGAUAUGUCUAGGUAUGUUGAAUUGCAUAAUAUUUAAUAAAAUUAAUAAUAAUAAAUAACUUAAUCACAACAAUUCUAAUAACAAUAACAAUAACCAUAAUAACAACAAUAACAGUAAUAAUAUACUGAACAAGGGUACACUUAAGCAUGA